AUUCAUCGGCAAUUCACCGCGAUCGGCGCGGUCGGAGCGGCGUACACGUGACAAGACACUCCGGGAUACGCGUGCCAGAGCGCGUCAAGUGUAACCUUUCGCUCGGGGCACGCCGGUAAACAGCAAGAGAAAUGUCGUGGUUAUUCGGGUACCGGAAUUCACAGCCGCAGGAUUUCACGCAAUUCGUGCAGCCGCCACCACCGGCGGGCGACGGUGGUGGCGGUGGCGGUGGCGGUGGUUCGCCGCCGAAGAUCGGUUCUCAAAUGGAGGCGUACAGAUUCGACUCAGCCGCGCUGGAACGGGCCGCUGCGGCUGCCAAGGAACUCGAACGAUCCAAACAUGCGAAAGAAGCCUUGGACCUGUCCAAGCUACAGGAAACCACGAAGCAGGUGGAGUUGCAGACCGAGUUGAAAAAAUACGAAGCCAGCAUCGAACAGCUAAAGUCGGAGCAGAAACGAGUGGAGGGUGAGGAAAGAAGGAAAACUAUGCAGGAAGAGACCAAGCAGCAUCAAAUGAGAGCACAGUACCAAGACCAAUUGGCUAGAAAGCGCUAUGAGGAUCAAUUGUUCCAGCAACAAAAGAUGAACGAUGAGAAUCUAAGGCGACAAGAGGAAUCGGUAGCCAAGCAAGAAGCUAUGAGAAAAGCUACGAUAGAGCACGAGAUGGAACUGAGGCAUAAGAACGAGAUGAGGAAACUGGAGGCGGAAUUGAAAGCCAAAGCGAAGAUUGACAGAGAAAAUCAGGAUCUCAAUCUAGAGCAGAUUAGAUUAAAAGCCUCGGAAAAGAGAAUUACUGUUUUAGAGUCGAUAAAAACAGCUGGUUCAGUAUUAGGCUCGGGUGCCAAAGCUCUGCUGGAGGAUUGGGAUAAGAUCCUCGCAGCGGCAGGCGGUCUGUCUCUCGUAGCCUUCGGAAUAUACACUGCCAAGGGCUCGACCAGCGUGGCGACGCGCUACAUCGAGUCUCGCUUAGGAAAACCGUCGUUGGUGCGCGAGACCUCGAGAUUUACGGUUCUCGAUACCGUUCGACACCCCAUUCAAGCGGUUAAGAAGCUAAAGACCAAACAAACUGACGCGCUGUCCGGCGUGAUCCUGGCGCCGAAGCUCGAGGAGAGACUCCGCGACAUCGCGAUAGCCACGAAGAACACGAAGUACAAUCGCGGCAUGUACAGGAACAUACUGAUGCACGGUCCGCCAGGCACGGGUAAGACUAUGUUCGCGAAAAAGCUAGCGGAACACUCGGGCAUGGACUACGCGAUCGUGACGGGCGGCGAUCUGGCGCCGUUGGGCAGAGACGGCGUCACCGCCAUUCACAAAGUGUUCGAUUGGGCGUUGACGUCCCGUAAGGGACUGUUGUUGUUCAUCGACGAGGCGGACGCGUUUCUGAGAAAACGCUCGAGCGAACACAUCUCGGAAGAUCUUCGAGCGAUGCUGAAUGCAUUCCUAUACAGAACUGGCGAGCAAAGCAACAAGUUCAUGCUGGUGCUCGCGUCAAACACGCCAGAGCAGUUUGACUGGGCGGUGAACGACCGAUUGGACGAGAUGGUGGAAUUCCGUCUUCCAGGCCGCGAGGAGCGCGAGCGUUUGGUCCGCCUCUACUUUGAAAAAUACGUUCUCCAACCAGCGAUCGAGGGUAAGAAGAGAUUGAAGGUCGCGCAGUUUGACUACAGUUCUUUGUGCAGCAAAAUGGCCGAUCUGACGGAGGGAAUGUCCGGCCGAGAGUUGGCGAAACUCGGAGUCACUUGGCAAGCGGCGGCCUACGCCUCGGAGGACGGCACGUUAACAGAAAAAAUGGUUAUGGACAGGUGCCUUGAGGCCGUCAAGCAGCACAAACAGAAGGUACAAUGGCAGAGUGAACAGGAGAAACAGGAGUCGAAGUCGAUAUACGCCACGGAAGACGACGCAGUCGUCCGUUCGAAAACUCUGGCGAUAGAGCCGUGUCCCGGAAGCACGAUAGCCUCAGCCUAGAUAAUUGGAAAGGCGCAGUUGUUGAUAAUUUUUUUAACAGUCGGGCUAAUGGCGAAGUCAGCUAGCGCUAACGACGGAGAACAGUACAAAUGCUGCUCGGAAAAGAAUUAUUCUAACGAUUUUUGUAUUUAUCAUAAUGCGCGGGUUCGCCAGGCUCGACAAGUCGCAAAUGUCACUUGUUACAAAUGUACAUUUACAUAGGAUAAUUAAAUCGCAAUUCUACCAUGGCGUUUCAUCAUC
Molecule: messenger RNA, 2204 nt
Organism: Temnothorax curvispinosus
Lineage: Eukaryota; Metazoa; Arthropoda; Insecta; Hymenoptera; Formicidae
Gene: bor
Product: ATPase family AAA domain-containing protein 3A homolog
Exons: 4
Coding region: 132-1964 (610 amino acids)
Biological process (GO): mitochondrion organization
Cellular component (GO): mitochondrion
Molecular function (GO): ATP binding; zinc ion binding; ATP hydrolysis activity
Source: RefSeq, a predicted model, not a curated record